AUGGGAGCCAUGAAACAAGUGAACAAAAAAGACGAAAGCGGCCGAACAGCUCUUCAUCUCGCUGCUGAGAGUGGUAAUUUGAAGGACGUUAAAAAGCUAAUUGCGAGAGGAGCGGAAGUUGAUUUGACAGACAAUCAUCAGCGCGAACCUCUUCAUUUGGCUGCUAUGAAUGGUUCUAAGGAUGUCGUUGACAAUCUCAUCACGAAUGGAGCCAAUCUUAAUUCUGAAGAUUGCGUUCAUCAGACACCUCUUCAUCAUGCUGCUAUAAGGGGACACAAGGAUGUCGCUGAAAAAAUCAUCACGAAAGGAGCCAAUCUUGAUUUAGGAGAUCGCUAUGAUUUGACACCUCUUCAUUAUGCUGUAAUAAAAGGCCACACGGAUGUCGCUGAACUUCUCAUCGACAAUGGAGCCAAUCUUGAAUUAAGAGAUCACAAUGAUGAGACACCUCUUCAUCAUGCUGCAAUGAGAGGCCACAAAGAUGUCGCCAAACUGUGCAUCGAUAAAGGAGCCAUUGUUGAUAGUAAAAAUAGAAUGAAACUUACACCUCUUCAUGAUGCUGCAAUGAUGGGUCACAAGGAUGUCGUUGAAUUGCUUCUCAAGAAUAAAGCCAAUGUUAAUUCGGAAGAUUAUUUUCAUCAAACACCUCUAGAUCGUGCUAUUUACAAUGGCCACACGGAUAUCACCAAACUUCUCAAGGCCAAUGGAGCCGUUAAAUCAAAUGAAAAUUGAAGAUUGUAUCAUUAAAUCAAAUGAAAAUUGUACGAUGCACACUCCAAUGGAUCAACGCAGUGAA
Sitodiplosis mosellana (orange wheat blossom midge) is the source of this 793-nucleotide messenger RNA. Its product is annotated as ankyrin repeat, PH and SEC7 domain containing protein secG-like. Gene Ontology annotation, molecular function: protein binding. Lineage: Eukaryota; Metazoa; Arthropoda; Insecta; Diptera; Cecidomyiidae. The coding region runs from base 1 to 729 and encodes 242 amino acids. The record is from RefSeq and is a predicted model, not a curated record. The transcript is spliced from 9 exons.